This is a messenger RNA of Cladophialophora psammophila CBS 110553, 1467 nucleotides long. RefSeq lists its product as uncharacterized. Gene Ontology annotation, molecular function: transmembrane transporter activity. Gene Ontology annotation, biological process: transmembrane transport. Bases 1 to 1467 code for a protein of 488 amino acids. Lineage: Eukaryota; Fungi; Ascomycota; Eurotiomycetes; Chaetothyriales; Herpotrichiellaceae. The transcript has 5 exons. Gene Ontology annotation, cellular component: membrane. The record is from RefSeq and is a predicted model, not a curated record.
AUGCAUUCUAAGGUCAUUGAGACAUCCUUGGGUGUGGAGAAGGCUCACGAUGAGCUGAUCGAUGACGAAGUCGCCGUCGAAAAGCUUGCAGCUUCAAAGACGUACGAUUACUCGGGAGCAGCAGGCAAGACCGAUCCUGCGGAAAUUGCCCUGGUGAGGAAGCUUGACUGGCGGAUCAUGCCUAUGCUUUGGGCAAUGUAUUUCAUGAACUAUCUGGAUAAACAGGCAAUUGCCUCAGCACGUCUCAACAAGUUAGAAGAUGAUAUCGGCCUCACGGGUUCUGAAUACAAUACCUGCAUUUCAAUUCUCUUCGUUGGAUACCUGUUGAUGCAGUUGCCCUCCAACAUGCUCAUGGCAUCUAAACGGGUUCGACCAUCGAUCUACAUGGGCUGUUGCAUGGCUGUGUGGGCUGUGUGCUCGGCAUGUACCGCUUUGGUGCAGAAUUAUCGUGGACUCGUGAUCGCUCGCUUUUUUCUGGGAGUCGCUGAAGCACCUUUCUACCCUGGUGCCCUAUUCCUCCUGUCAAUCUUCUACACACGAAAAGAGAUCGCCACUCGUAUUGCAAUUCUGUAUUCAGCCAACAUUCUCUCCACCGCAUUUUCUGGAUUGAUUGCGGCUGCCAUAUUUUCUACAAUCGACGGGGCGCAUGGAGUCGAAGGCUGGAGAUGGCUCUUCAUCAUUGAAGGAGUCGUCACGUUUGGCAUUGCGCUGCUGUCCAUGUGGGCCUUGCCCGACCAUCCCUCUUCGACACGGUGGCUUUCGGAGGGAGAAAUGGCAACAGCACAAGAGAGAAUUGCCCGGGAUACUGUUGAGAGAACAGAAUCUCAAAGCUCUUUUCAGAAUUUGAAAGUCGCAUUUUCAGACCCGCGACUCUAUCUUUUGGCUUUGAUGCAAAACCUCCAUCUCUCUGCCGCCGGCUUCAACAACUUCUUCCCUACAGUCGUCGGUACUCUCGGAUUUGAUCGCACAAUCACGCUAGUUCUCACAUGUCCGCCAUUCGUAUUCGCAGCAGUCUUUGGACCACUUCUUGCCCUCAGUUCCGGAAGAUUCAAUGAGCGGACAUGGCACAUCACUGCUGGAAUGGCAAUGGGGCUAGCGGGUUUUGUCAUAGCAGCAGCGACUCUUAACACGGCUGCUCGGUAUCUGGCCUGCUUCCUGUUCUCGGCUGGUGUUUAUUCCGUCAAUUCUUGCAUCCUGGGAUGGGUAUCGGCGACGCUCGGACAAACGGCAGAAAAGAAAGCAAUUUCCUUGUCGUUCGUCAACAUUAUGGCCAAUGCAUCUUAUAUCUACACUCCAUACUUGUACCCGAGUUCUGAUGGUCCGCGAUACCUACCAGCCAUGGGCGCCAAUGCAGGCUUCGCGGCGGGGACCGUCAUUUGUGCGUGGGGACUGAAAAUCUGGCUAAUGGCAGAAAACAAGCAAUUGAGAGCUAAUUUUGGUGAUGGUGGACUUGCCUAUGCCUACUGA